AUGACAUUUGUGUCCUAAUUGUAACCUUACCAGAUGUGUUAUUAUUAUUAUGAUUUGCUUCUAUCUUUGUUCUUUAGAGAUUCGACCUUCUCUUGUAUUAUACUUUCUAAUUUAUUCAUAACUCGGGUAAUUUUUUGAAGUGAGUGCCGUGGUCGCAAAAGCUUCUCCUUCUUUUACAAGCUCACUGGUCUACCAUCGACGGCACGUGAAUCAACCUUGGUUUUAAUAUCUUUCAGGGGGUCGAUGAGUUCAUCGAGCGAGAUCUCUUUCCCACCUUACGAAGUCGUUCCUGCUACUCGGCCUAUCAUCGUCAUCGGGCCUUCGCUCCGAGGAUACGAGGUUACUGAUCUUAUGCAUAGAGCUCUCUACAACUUUUUGAAGAAGAGAUUUAGUGGAAAAAUAUCAGUGUAUAGAACUCAUGCAGACAUUGGUUUGUCAAAGCGAUCAAAGAAUAAUCCCUCAGAGAAAGAAAGAUUUAAUAUCACAAAGACAGGAGGUCCACGAAUGACAGCCGAAGUGCAGAAAGAAGUAGAGCGUAUAUAUGAAUUAACAAAGGGUCUUAACAUGGUUGUGAUCGACUGCGAUGCCAUCAAUCAUCCGUCCCAGCUAUUGGACUGCUCGCUGGCGCCAAUCGCUGUAUACAUCAAAAUGGAACCACAGAUUCUGGAAAAACUUGUCAAGCUACGCGGAUCUAAACGAAAAAACCUUGGUGCUCAAGUCGUUGCUGCUCAGAAGUUGGCACAGUGUAACGAGGAAAUGUUUGACUUGGUUCUUGAUGAGGCCAUCUUUGAGGACGCUUGCGAGCACCUAGGGGAGUUUUUAGACCAGUAUUGGAGGGACCUGCACCCGAAUGAUUGUGAGGACGGAGCAGCGUCUUUAUCAGAGAAGAUGCCUCUGCUCCAGGGACCCAGUCGAGUUCCUGCUUUAAAGGGCGCACAGGGUUUAGCCAAAAGCCAGCAAGGACAGUCACCUCUACAGAGUGUCGCUGGUGGAAAACAAGGCUCUCCAUUGAAAGGUGCACAGCAACAAGGUGGACAGAGGGAGAGACAAGGCACCAGUGGCUCUCAAACAAACCAAAGGAAAAUAGCGGUGAGUGGCAAUGCGCCAGAUUUUGGUAAGAAACUCCAUGAAGCUUUCCAGAGUUCGCAGUCUCAUAAAACCUCUGAGCCCGAGUAUCAAUCAAGUUACGGUCAAGAACCACCCUACGAUCAACAUCAACAACUUCAGCAACAGUACUAUGGCCAGGGGGAGCAUUACGAGCAGGAGCAACAUUAUGGGUCGGAAAUGUACGGGCACCAACAAGGUUACACUACUGAACCCUAUCACCAGGGGUACCAACAGCAGUAUAGUCAUGACGGCCAUUACGGCUAUGAACAAUAUGGGCAGGACCCUAAUCAGGGGUACUCUCACGGGUAUGAGAACCAGUACCCUGACUCCUAUUACAACAGGGAUGUCAGUAUGGGGUACCAACAGCAAUACAGACAUGAAAUGGAUAGUCCUUAUCAACAACAACAACAACAACAACAGCAAGAGUGGUAUGGUGACUCAAGCAACUAUUACGGAGGAGAUGGCUACUAUCAGUAAUAUAUUAUUGUAGAACAGUGUCAGAUCAACAGCGAACACUCUCAAUUUAACCACUGAAUUAAAAUUUGAUAGCCUACCGAGCUAUUUGUAGAGAAUUUGCAAUACCUGAAACCAAUUCAAGGACAAUACUUUCGAGACUUUCUUGAUCAAAAUUGCAAGUUUUGUAUUUGCUUCAGCAUGAUCUUUUCUUAUCAUGCACAGCAGUCUCGUGUUUCUCACGUGAUGCAAAAUGAGAUGACACUUGCAUGCUUUAUAGCACUUAAUUGACGGCAUGAAAUCACACUUGACAAAGUUAUAGCAGGACAGUUUAUAAAAUCAAUGUUGAUGGCAUUUCCAUCAAAGCAGAGAACUUGUUUAGCUGCCAAAAUAUGCUUGCUAAAGAGUUGUCUUAGCUACUCUGGGAGAACUUCACAAAUGUAUACAAUGUAUGACUUGAUUAUCCCAAGAAAAGAAAGAAGUUCACUGUUUUGAUCACAUUUUAGACUAGUUAUCUCAAACUUAAAUCCCAAUAACUAGGAUGAAAACCAUGGACAAGUCAUUUUUGACUUGCUACACACAGUAAAUUUUGUUAGCUCUAGCUGGUCUUAUUUAUGUGUAACUAACCUAGAAUGAAUUAAUCCCUAUAAAACUAUGCUGAGCCAAACUCUCUUAUCACAAAAUAGGGUUGUAAAAAAUAUUAGAAGAGUAGGCAGCACUACAGGUUGAAGGUCUCUCUACAGGCAUGUGCUUUGGGAGCUGCAAGACCUCAAAGAAUUCAGAAUGGCUGGCUCAUUUUUCAGAGUAGACCAUGAAGUACACUGGUUGCCCUAUUAUUUCAACAACCGUGAAAGAGUAAUCUGUAGUGUUAAAUAGCCAAAAAUAUUCAGGAGAUUUUUGAAUGUAUAGAACUUACAAUUUGAACUGAAGAGUAAGGACCAGUGCACUGCUACAGAUGAAAACCCUAUUCUGUCUGACUUAAAAAAAUCAGAAUUUUAGUUUACUGAAUAAAAAUCAAUGGCCAGUCUCACACUGCAACAUUUUUUUCAAUCAUUUGCUUUGAACAAUUGAGUAGGAUGGAUCAUACAACAAAUAAUGUUGUCCCAUUAAUUUUGUUAAAUAGCUUUAUAAAAUAAAAUUUUGUAUUUCAAAAAUAAA
Molecule: messenger RNA, 2718 nt
Organism: Pocillopora damicornis (cauliflower coral)
Lineage: Eukaryota; Metazoa; Cnidaria; Anthozoa; Scleractinia; Pocilloporidae
Product: voltage-dependent L-type calcium channel subunit beta-3
Biological process (GO): calcium ion transmembrane transport
Cellular component (GO): voltage-gated calcium channel complex
Molecular function (GO): voltage-gated calcium channel activity
Source: RefSeq, a predicted model, not a curated record